Apiotrichum porosum is the source of this 945-nucleotide messenger RNA. RefSeq lists its product as uncharacterized. Bases 1 to 945 code for a protein of 314 amino acids. The record is from RefSeq and is a predicted model, not a curated record. Gene Ontology annotation, biological process: nuclear membrane reassembly; proteasome-mediated ubiquitin-dependent protein catabolic process; autophagosome assembly. Gene Ontology annotation, molecular function: ubiquitin binding. The transcript has 4 exons. Lineage: Eukaryota; Fungi; Basidiomycota; Tremellomycetes; Trichosporonales; Trichosporonaceae. Gene Ontology annotation, cellular component: cytosol; nucleus.
AUGCCCAACAUUAGGACAUUCCAGAGCCUCAGCCGCGACCAGACGCCACCACCCCGCAACGACCGUGAGGGCGCCGAGCUCUAUGCCGGUGGCGAGCGCAGCGGCCUUGCUGUGCAGAACCCCAACGACCCCAGCGCCGGAGGUCCGGCUGGCGGCGACAACCCUCGGAGCGUGGUCGAGAACAUUCUGCAGCAGGCGAUGAACUCUGGCCCUCCCUCCGGCCGUCCUAGCCGCUCGGCGACCCCUCACGACUCGUGGGGUGGCGUGGGACACACUCUGGGAUCGGAUGAGGUCGAGAGCGUGCCUGUGGGCGAGGCCCCAGCCGCCGCCGCCGAUGAAGGCGAAGUGCAGCAGCGCACGCUCACCUUCUGGCGCGAUGGCUUCAGCAUCGAGGACGGCGAGCUGUACAAGUACGAGGCUCCCGGUAACCGCGAGCUGUUGGCCGCCAUCCAGGCCGGCCGUGCGCCUGUCUCACUCUUCAACGUGGCCUACGACCAGCCCCUCGAGCUCGUCGUCCAGCAGCGUACGAAUGAAGACUACCGUGAGCCUCCCAAGGCCCCCGCCAAGCCAUUCAGCGGCGGCGGCAACCGUCUGGGCUCUGUUGUUCCCAGCGUCGCUGCUGCCAGCUCCUCGCUCGGCGGUUCGUCGGCCCCUGCUCCAGCUGCGGCUCCCGCGGCGUCGUCUUCGACUCCAGCUGGUAUCAACCUCGACGCGUCAAAGCCGGCCACCAGCGUUCAGAUCCGUCUCGGCGACGGCUCGCGCCUCGUCGCCCGCGUCAACCUCGACCACACUGUUGGCGACAUUCGCGCGUUUGUGACCGCGUCUCGCCCUGACCCUCGCCCAUUCGUGCUCCAGACCACCUUCCCUUCCCGCGAGCUCAAGGACGACGAGACUGUUGACGGUGCCAAGCUCGCCAACGCCGUCGUCGUUCAGCGCUACACGUGA